Molecule: messenger RNA, 3980 nt
Organism: Falco peregrinus (peregrine falcon)
Lineage: Eukaryota; Metazoa; Chordata; Aves; Falconiformes; Falconidae
Product: E3 ubiquitin-protein ligase TRIM7-like
Exons: 7
Coding region: 1851-3689 (612 amino acids)
Molecular function (GO): protein binding; zinc ion binding
Source: RefSeq, a predicted model, not a curated record
GGUUGAUUUAAUGGGGAAUGAGAUCUGCAGAGAGACUGGUGUUGUGACGGAUACCCCUGAGGAACUGCUUAACUUUGACUUCUGCAUCUAGGACACUGGUUUCUCUCCUGCUCUUCUUCCUGCUGUCUCACAAGCCCUGGCAGCAUCAGCACCUCUGCCCCAACACCAAAAGUCACGCUUCCUCCCCAGUUAAAUACAUGCACCACACAAUUGGAGUAAUCUCGUGGCAACUGCCUGCAGCAGCUUUGCUUUUUGGGGCUUGAAGCAGAGCUUGGUGUGCCCGGAAAAGGAUCUCCAAACCCAUCAACAUAAUUUGAUGUUUCCAGGCCCUGGGGCCACUGAUGAGCAUUUAAGCAGCUCCACUUGGGAUGCUCCUACCCCCUGCCCAUGGCCUCUCUUUAAGCUCAGUCCUGGGGGGCAGUCCUUUUGCAAGCUGCCUUGGAGGAGGACCUAUGCACAGCCGUGGACUUUGCUGAUCCAUCCCUUGGUGAUUCUUUACUGUAGUGCCCUCGGUAAGGAAAUUUUAUUCCCUGAGAAAAUUCAGCAGAGGCUUGGUGCUGCCAGGAUGGAGAAAAGAGGGGUGUUGAGGGGGUGUGCUAAGGGAGAGACUGGGACAUGGGCAAAAAUUUGCUUGCUGUGUCUAGAUGAUGCUGAACUUGGUCUUAAAUAUCAACAGGAUUUUUUUUUUUUUUUUUUUUUACAGUUAAAAUCUUGUAUUAUAGCUGUCUAAGCAGUAAACUGGGCUGGUCAUGAGACGAGUUAAAAAUAAUGACACUCCUCUCCAAACGAGCCCUUCAUCGGCUGUGUGUAACCAACGGGGACUAUUAAUGAGUGUGGUCCCAAGGUGGAGCUGGAGGCUCUGUUUUGAAAGACAGGAGGACAUUUGCUCAUUGUCUUUGUGCAAGAGGAAAAAGAAAAUUAGUAAUCAAGGGUUUUUCUGUGACAUUCUGCUGAAUUGCUUCAAGGGGUAGAUACGGGGCAACCAGAAUUAACCAUCAGGCACAAACCACCCUGUCUCAGUUUCCUCCUUUCUUGCAUUGUGUGGUUUUGCUUCUGCCUCCUUUUCCCACAGCUUCAAGGUUAAAUCUGGAUACAGACCAGGGAAAGGGGUGUUUUUAUCCCUGUAGGUCUGGCUUUCAGGGGAACAGUUUGGGCUGAAAAAUAGGUCCAUUGGGAAAGGUUGGGUGUUUUUUUUCAGGCUGCUUGAUGCCUGACUGUGCAGAGGUUGGGGAAGGCGAGAUGGUGAUGGCCAAAGCUGCAAAUGGGUCAGUUCAAAAGGAUGGCUCAGAUGUUAAAGCGGUUCAAAGCCCCACAUAGUGCAGACAAGACUUCCCCAGAGGGAUGCAAAGACUAAGUGCUGCCCUUCCCACCGGGGAGGCAGGAGAUGAGGUUGCUCUUGGCUGUGGCAUCUAGCCCCCUUUGUGCUGGAAGUGGAACCCCUGGGGUGCCGGCAUCUAUCAGUGCCUGGAGAAAUACUAUGAUAAUUAGCCGGGACUUGGGAAUUGAUCCUGAUUUGGAAUGCAGAAGCAGGGAGCAGUUUGAAGCCUGAAACUGGAGGGAGGUGGGAUCUGACAGAAAUGAGGAAGAGGUGGCUGCAGAUUUCCCGUGAUCAGAGGGAGCUGGAUGGGCUCCCAUUUCCCACCUCCUUUUUCUGCUUUUCCCCCCACCUUGGGCACCCUUUGCUGCAAAGGCAGAACCGAUGCUGGCCUCAUGCCUGCCAGCAGCAUUGAUUUGCUGCUGACGGGAGGACCAAACCCCCUCCCCACCCUGGGACCCUUCUCCCACUCCAUGUGGGUGCCCAUCAGCCCCCACUUCUGGCUUGGUUCCUUCUUCUUCACCCUCCCCAUGACAUGCAACCUCCUUCCCAAGCUACCCUUCAGCCUCACCUUUUCCAUGGAUGCUCUUCCCUAUCUUUUCCAUGUCAAGCCCCCUCCCCAAAUGGUCUUUGUUUCUGUGUCCAGCUCCCUGCCAGGGUGUGGGUCUCAUCUUCAGACCUGGCAGGGCUCACUUUCCCCAGCCUUCCUCCCUGCCAGGCUGGGGGUACCAGGAAACCACAGGUACCAGCUAUUUUGGGGAUGGGGACCACCUUGGGGGAUGUAACCAGGCAGUCUUUGGCCAUCACUGGCUUUCUCCCUUACCACUCAGGCUCAGCUUUGGUUCUGCCCGCCCUGGGGGUGGCAGGAAGGGAAACGCCUUUCCCUUGCUCAGAGGAAAAUGAAAGUGGCUGCUGUCUCACAGCUCACAUCUUCGGGGGCCCCAUGGCUGUGCCAAGCCCCACCACAGGGCUCCCUAGCGAAGCCUUCUGCUCCAUCUGCCUAGAGUAUUUCCGAGACCCUGUCUCCAUCCACUGUGGUCAUAACUUCUGCCGAGCGUGCAUCACCCGCUGCUGGGAGUGGUCCACGGCAAAUUUCUCCUGCCCACAGUGCCACGAAACGGCACCGGAGAGAAACCUACGGCCCAGCAGAGAGCUGGCGCGGGUGCUUGAAAUAGCUAAGCGGCUGAGUUCGCAGGCGGCCAGAGGGGAGACGGUUGAGGUGGAAGGAUGCGAGAGGCACCAGGAACCUCUGAAAGUCUUCUGCAAAGAUGAUGAAGCCUUCAUCUGUGUGGUCUGCCGGGAGUCCCGACUGCACCGGUCUCACACGAUGCUUCCAGUGCAGGAUGCUGUCCAGGAAUACAAGGGACAAAUCCAGGCUCGCCUUCAAGCCCUGAAAGAAGACAGAGACAAACUCCUGGGUUUUCGAGAUGUUGAAAUGAAGAGGAACUGGGAGUACUUGGAGAAGACCAAAGCCGAGAGGCAGAGGGUUUUCUCAACAUUCGAAGGGUUGCGCCUCUUCCUGGAGGACCAUGCCCGUGAUCUGUUGGCUCAGCUGGGAGUCCUGGAGAGGGACAUUGAGAAAAUGCAGGAAGAAAACAUCACGAGCCUGACAAAGGAGAUCUCUUGUCUAGACACAUUGAUCCAGGAGAUGGAAGAGAAGUGCCAGCAACCAGCAAGUAAAUUUCUGCAGGACAUCCGAAGCACCUUGAACAGGUUUCAAAAUGAAAAUUUCCAGCAGCUGCCAUUGCUUCUUUCAGAGCAUGAAAAGAAAAUCAGUCACUUCAGGGAAAAAAAUAUUGCUGUAGAGGAGAUUCUGAAGAGCUUCCAAGAUGUCCUGAUGUUUGAGUUGCCUGAAAAGAUGAAGGUGACCCUGGAUCCAUCCACAGCUCACCCCCAGCUUGUCGUGUCUGAAGACAGGAGGAGUGUGAGGUGGGAAGAUGCCCAGCAGGACCCAUCUGCUGAGGGGUUUGGCACAGAUCCCUAUGUGCUGGGCUGCGAGGGCAUCACUUCGGGGAGAUUCUGCUGGGAUGUGGAGGUGUCACCCCCAGGCUCCUGGGCCGUGGGGGUGGCCAGGGAGUCCCUGAAGAGGAAGGAGGAGACUGCUGUGAGCUCUGAGAUGGAGCUCUGGUCUAUGGGUCUCUGUGAGGGUCAGUUUUGGGCGCUCACCUCCCUCGAGCGUAUCCCGCUAUACCAGAUCCAGGUCCCCAGAAGGGUUCGGGUCUCCCUGGACUAUGAAAAGGGUCAGGUGGCAUUUUUCGAUGCAGAUAAGAGGGCCCUGAUCUUCACUUUCCCAGCAGUCUCAUUCAAAGGGGAGAGUAUUCAUCCCUGGUUCCUGGUGUGGAGUGAGGGGUCCCAGAUCACACUGUGUCCCUGAAGCUCUCCCAAACACAAGUUUCAUGUCUCAAACAUCCCUAUUUCCAGCACUUUGGAGGACUUCUGCCUACUGAAGUCCUAGUUGGCCUUUCUGGCCUUUCCUUCCAUCCUUGGUGAUGCUGAAGGGUUGAGUGUCUCUGUGGGUCAGUGUCCCACGUGGUCACCCCCAACCUGGGGUAUCAGUGGCUGACAAAUGGAGCCACAUCUGCCCCACAGCAUCUUGCACCAGCUUGACUGCUUUUCUCUCUUCUCUUACGGUUUUAGAUGAAGUAAAAAUAUUUAUGUGCUGUAA